Molecule: messenger RNA, 2268 nt
Organism: Paramormyrops kingsleyae
Lineage: Eukaryota; Metazoa; Chordata; Actinopteri; Osteoglossiformes; Mormyridae
Gene: igsf5a
Product: immunoglobulin superfamily, member 5a
Source: RefSeq, a predicted model, not a curated record
AGAGAGAGUCUGUCUGUGUAUAUGUGUGUGUGUGUGUGUCUGUGUCCUACCCUGGGAGAAGCUCCAGGAAAUAGCCAGGAUAUGCAGUUGGAAGAUGGAUGGAUGAUAUUAUCAAUUACUUCUGUUUAUAAAUGUACAAGUUAUACUUUUAUACUUGUGUUUUUAGCCUCCUAACUGUUAAUUAUUGAGUAAGUCUGAUGUGAGCAGAUUUUUACAUUUAGCCUGUACUUAUCACAUUUAUUACUUAAUCACAUCAUACUUUGUCACAGAUCUUUUCCCCUACAAUGAAAUCAGAUUUAAAUAAAGUAACUUGGUGGACUCACACCCCAGUGAGUCAUUCCAACACAGCGUCCCAUCAACAUUUCAUCGCAUUUCAGCACCAGGCCGGAAUGCAUCCUCGAGGAGCAUCCAUUGUGCUCCAUUUGUGUUGCAUUGUGCGCGUGUAUUUCAGGAAACAAUGGCAGUUUGGAAGCUGGCAUGUUCUAAGCCACAGGAUGCCGCUGGACGGCCUGGUGUUCGGCCUCUGGGAGGCUGACAGGAAUGCAGCACGGCCGAUAGGAUCGGUGCCCGGAAAAUGCGACGUGGCCCUCUAAAUAAGCAGGCAGCCAGGGGCUCUCGGAACCUGGAGAGGACAAGUGGGCGUGGAGGCUGGUUCUUGGGAGGCUCCACCCCAAAAUGACACGACAACAGGCUCCUCUGGCCAGCAGAUACGGUGCUGUGAGGUAGGUGGGGCGUUAUCUCAGCGGUGUUUAAGAUAUGGAGCAUGCGCUACAUCGGUACGAAGCCAGAAAAGGCUGGACUUUGGUCCCAUAUUGACACGGGCAGUAGCUGCGACGGGGGUAUCACAGGGCAGCUGUCAGGACUGCGUUUCAUACCCAAAAUCAUCCCCAGAAGCCCGACCCCUGGCUUUGGAUGCUGCCGCUGGGGUCUCCGUGACAACGAGAUGGGACCCCCCCUCCGCAUCCUUCUGAUAUUGUGCACAGCAGGGGCACUGGCUGAGGUGCAGCUGGAUCCCCAGAUGGCCACAGUCCUCAGAGGGGCCAACGCUACCUUCAACUGCAGCGUGGACCAGCAGUGGGUGGUAAUGAUCUGGCUGCUGAACGGCAAUGUGGUGUUGACUGUGACCAAGGACUAUGGAAUCCUGUCCAACGACCCGCGCUUCACCGCACUCAACUACAGCACCGACACGCUUUCGAUCUGGGAGAUCAAUAUCCUGGGUGUGAAGCGCACCGACAUGGGAGAGGUUACCUGUGAUGUGCAGAACAUCCAGAAAGUAAAUGCCCAGCUGUCCGUACAAGUAAGUGGGACAGUUCACAUCACUGACAUAAACAAGACCGCUACACAUGGAGAGCUGGCCUACUUCCAGUGCAGUGCCCUGGGAUGGUACCCUGCACCCAUUAUAUCCUGGACUGAAGGGGGCAGCUUAGCCAGUGCGGACAGCUACAACAUCAGUAUCCUGCCGGUCGGACAGGACCUCUUUGAUUCCACCAGCACGCUGGGCAUCGUCGCCAGCAACAGCAUCAGCGUGACGUGCCUGGCUGCAGUGCCCGCCCUGACCACUCCUCUGGCGAGCAGUGCCUUCCUCACUGUCGAGGCCCAACCGCAAUACAUAAACCUGACCGUGGUCAUCGCCGUCACCGUCACCGUGGGCGCCGUCUUGCUGCUGGCCAUCAUCAUCAUCAUCGUUGUCUGCUGCUACUGCCAAAGGAAAAAUUCCACACAUUCCAGAUACGAAGACGAGAUGAGGAAGGCACAGAGGGACAGAGGGCAGGGUGCAGACAACCUGGGCUACUCCGCCGACAGCCGCGCGGGUGCCGCCAAUGGCCAGCUAAAUGACAGUGUCGCGUCCCAGUCUGCUUCCAUCAACGGUCUCCCGAUUCCAAAUGCUGUCCGUCCCCAUGACGCUGACAGCCCCGGCAACCUGUACGCACAGCACAGCGGCAUGAAGAAAGCUCGGUACGCCACCAUCGUGUGAGCGCCGGCCCACCGGCGCGAGGGCGCCCCCACCUGGAAGGGGCAUCUUACUGGAGAUGAAGUGCCCUCUUGCUGUAUGAGUGACAUCAGCAGGGUGAAGGAUCUCAUCAUGAACAUUCGGUGCGGCUCGGAAGACAGAAUUCCCAGGAACUGUCCGCAGGGAGAACACCUUAACAAGUACUUUAUUUUUAUAUUUUUAAAAACCCUAUUUUAUUAAAUCUCUAAUUGCUUUUGUUGUUUUUUUAUUGUUGACAUUUUUUCUGACAAUCCUUUAAUUAUAAUGAUAUUUCACUA